UCUUUCCUUUCGUACCUUUAACGCUCAAGCUCAACCCUUUUGCUCUCUCAAAGCUUCCUAGCAAUUUCCGCUCUUCUUCUUCUUCAAAUUAAUUUUUUUUGUUCUCAGCCGCCAAAAAACCUCUCUACAGUGAGAACCCUAAAUCGCAUCCCAAGGCUGUACCAGCUAUCCAAAACGACGUCGUCGCAGAGCGUCGGAGCUCCGAGGGAAGCAGAGCUCACUGCAGGAAUUAUUGGGCACAAAUCGAAGCGGUUGAAGUUGGAGGGAGAGAUGGAGACUUCGAGCAGCUCACAGAGGGAGAAGAGCCGCGCGCCGCUGAAGGAGGUUGUGUCGGAAUGCGUGAAGCGGUGGUUCAAGGAUACUCUGAAAGAGGCCAAAGCCGGCGAUAUUAAUAUGCAGGUGUUGGUGGGACAGAUGUACUACAGCGGCUAUGGUGUUCCCAGAGAUGCCCAUUUGGGGAGAGUAUGGAUCACAAGAGCAUCGAGAACGCGGUCUUCGGCUUGGAAAGUGUGUGAAAAGCCACCAGGUUAUAAUGCAAGUGAUUCAGAUUCAGAUGAAUUGAAGGGUGAGUCGUAGCUGGACCAACACAGACUUCAUGUCCAAUUAUAGUUUGAGCAGGAUUUGCUCGGAAAAGUUCCCGUUCUUCACCUGCAUUAUGCAUUAUGGAUGUGCGCUCUUCUGUUUAUCUCUUGUUUUCCGAAUUUACAAAUGGAAUUUUCACAUUUAGUCUCAUAUAAAAACAUUAUUGUUGAUUGCACUUUCAUCUGCUGUAGUACUUUUUGAGUUUUUAUGAAGAAAUGCAACUUCCGUCCAAAUCA
Messenger RNA from Rosa chinensis, 818 nucleotides. RefSeq lists its product as uncharacterized. Gene Ontology annotation, molecular function: protein binding. The record is from RefSeq and is a predicted model, not a curated record. The transcript is spliced from 5 exons. NCBI's taxonomy places the organism in Eukaryota, Viridiplantae, Streptophyta, Magnoliopsida, Rosales, Rosaceae. The coding region runs from base 271 to 576 and encodes 101 amino acids.